AUGUAUCGUGCAGCGGCUCGUCUCGCUUCCACAGCCAGGUAGACUUGAUGAGGAAUGGAGAUUGAUCCGUCCUCUCCGUUGUCCCGUAUUUUCACUUCUAGUUAACUUGAGUUACGAUGGGAUUUCGUGCACCUCUGGUUUGGCUUUCAUGUAGAGAUUGAUUACUACUCUUGAUCCCCAUUCUCAUCUUACUGAGCAGUUGGCUAUUAUUUUUUGGCAGGCACGCCGGAAGCCGGAGCCAACAGGUGAGAGUACGCAUUUCUUCCAUUUUAUUUUUUGUGAAAAUGUGAUACAUAUGUCUGAUGUUUGCUUUAAUGAUGUCUUUUGAUUUGGUGCUCACCAUUUUAUUUUUCGUGAAAGUGGUGUACAUAUGUCUGAUGUUUGCUUUGAUGGAUGUCUUUUGCUUUUGGUGCUCAUCAAUUUGCAAUUGCUCACGGAUGCCUAAGAUAACUGACACGCAGGUCGAGAGUAGGCUGGGUUGGAGCAGGAGCUAUGCCGCGAAGGACAUUAAAUUCGGUGUCGAAGCUCGUGCGCUGAUGUUGCGAGGAGUUGAGGACCUUGCUGAUGCCGUGAAAGUGACCAUGGGGCCUAAGGUAUAGGAGGUCGAAUGAUCUGUUUACUUACGGAUUUUCGUCGACCUUUCGUAUUAAACGAACAGCCAAAACUUUAUCUAAUCUCUCUUCAGUUGUAAAAGAAAAACGAUUCACAUUUCAGGUGAGCAGAUCUUUUGUGUUCAUGGCUUUAUUCUCUUUUUUUAUUCAUUUAUGGAUGAGUUUCUUUCCAUAUAUUUAAAAUAAUUAUAAUUUUACACUUGCAAAUAACUUAUAAGAAAAGCUUAAUUUGCAUCAGCUUUCAGUGGAACUGGAACUCUUUUCGUAUUCUGCUAUUUGACUGUGUAAUCUUUUGAUAAAUUCAGGGUCGAAAUGUUGUCUUGGAACAAAGCUUUGGUUCGCCAAAAGUUACAAAAGACGGUGUGACUGUGGCGAAGAGCAUUGAGUUUAAGGACAGAGUGAAGAACAUGGGUGCUAGUCUUGUCAAGCAGGUUGCCAAUGCAACGAAUGAUGCGGCUGGAGAUGGUAGGGGUUAGAUCGCUCUCAUUCUGUAACGAAAUUACUUUUAUUUGGCCUGGGCUUUCUCCAUCAAAAUGCUUUUUCUGUUAAUGCUCUGGUCACACCUCUGACUGCUAACUAGUGUUUACGAUUAGUCUCAUCUUGUUUCUGAUUAGGAACUUAUUCUAUCAUUCUAGAACGGGCCAUCUUUCUGUUGGUAACUGAAGAAUUCUUUGUAAACUUUCGUUCACCAGAAGGUUCUUUGUGACUAACCAGGAACUUUUGGUUCGUUAUGAUAUUGAUUUUAUGAUAUGUUUCACUGUAUCUAUUUUUCGGCGUUAUUAAUUAUGGUAUAAGAAAGACACUGAUGAUAUCUCAUCAUCAGUGUCUUUCUUUGGUAUUUUAUCAUUUUUCAUUAUCUUCUAUCUACUCUUGAUCAACCAAAACUUUAUUUCGUGAUUUUUUUGCCCAUUGUGUUUGGUAUCUUGGGACAUCACGUCAGCCCUAAUUAUGUGACUAGCGUAUACCUUGUUCAGUAUAGAUAAUGCCCCAAUGUGCCUGCAGGUACCACUUGUGCUACAGUGCUCACCAGAGCGAUUUUUGCUGAGGGGUGCAAGUCCGUGGCUGCGGGGAUGAAUGCAAUGGAUUUGAGACGUGGUAUUACUAUGGCAGUCGAUGCUGUGGUAACUAAUCUGAAGAGCAGAACCCGAAUGAUCAGCACAUCAGAAGAAAUUGCUCAGGUUUCAGUUUCAUAUUAAAUGUUGAAUUAUUCCCGCCGUGCUUUGAUGAUCGUUUCAAGUGCCCAUCGUGUCCUCUUAGACGAGAAUUAAACUCUUUCCGUCGACAUUUUUGUCAAAAGGUGGGCACAAUAUCAGCCAAUGGUGAAAGAGAAAUCGGUGAACUCAUUGCAAAAGCCAUGGAGAAAGUUGGCAAAGAGGGUGUCAUUACAAUUGCGGUAAGUACCUGCACUUUAUACCAUGGUUUUUCAGCUCCUAGAAUAUUCGCGAAUAUGCUUCCUCAUAGGACUAGAUUGUUCAACACCGAUGCCCAUCAAUUAAUGCGUAUUUUUUUCUAGUAAUUUUUGCUUAAUUACAUAACUCCCAAAAUCUGAAAUUCUCGGUGCUUUGUUUUCUUUUAGCUGUAUUUUAAAUUACUGCAUUUUGCGUCUUUUUUUUUUUCAUAGGACGGGAAGACUCUGUACAACGAGUUAGAGGUGGUUGAGGGCAUGAAAUUAGACAGAGGUUACAUAUCCCCCUAUUUCAUGACUGACCAAAAGAACCAGAAAUGUGUAAGUGCUUCUUCUCUUCUGAAAGUUAACAUUUUCAAGGGUGAAAUAUUACUCAGUCCUGGAUAUGUUUACUUAUCCAAAUGACAGGAACUUGAAGAUCCAUUCAUUCUAAUUCACGAGAAGAAGAUCUCAAGCAUCAAUGCUGUUGUGAAAGUGCUGGAGCUUGCCGUAAAGGUACGUUCCUUCAGUGUGUCUCCUUACUCUGGAGGAGAAAGGAGAGACGUACUGUAAUUUCUAUCUGCUGCUGCUGAGCACAUGCUUUACAUCAGAAACAAAGACCCCUCCUGAUUGUCGCUGAAGAUGUGGAGAGUGAUGCACUGGCCACUCUCAUCCUCAACAAGCUUCGUGCUGGUAUCAAGGUCGCUUAUCUUCCUAAUAAUAUAAACCCAAGCACUGAUUUUCCUCGAAUUCUUUUGAACUCAAAGUGUGAAUUUCCUCAUGGGCUUUUAGGUCUGCGCCAUUAAGGCUCCUGGCUUCGGGGAAAACAGGAAAGCCAUCAUGCAGGAUCUUGCUGCUCUUACCGGCGGUGAUGUGAGUGAACCCCCCUGCUUAUUCAAGCGGUUCUAUGGAUUCAAUCUCCUGUGACACCUACGCUUUGGUGUUAUAUGCAGGUUAUAACUGAGGAACUUGGUCUGAACCUUGACAAAGUAGAACUGGAUAUGCUCGGUUCAUGCAAAAAGGUUUGCAUAACCUUUUGAAAAUAUUUUCUACGCUAAGUACAGAUCGAUUUGCAUCGGCAGAAGCAGCUCUUAUGAGCGUUUUGUAUAUGCAGGUGACGAUCUCUAAAGACGACACCGUCGUUCUCGACGGGGCUGGCGACAAGAAAGCCAUCGAGGAGAGAUGCGAGCAGGUAGAUUUCGUCCCCUCAUUCUUCCUCUCUCCUAUUUAGUGAUCUGCGGCUGAGCGUCUCUCUCUGCAGCUGCGGUCCGCGAUUGAGCAGAGCACCUCUGACUACGACAGGGAGAAGUUCCAAGAAAGAUUGGCCAAGCUCUCCGGUGGUGUCGCAGUCUUGAAGGUCUCCCCCCUCUCUCUCUGUCUCUCUGUCUCUCUGUCUCUCUAGUUUAUCUUAUCUGUGUAAUCGUAUUGGUGGGCUGGAUUCGUAGAUCGGGGGAGCCAGUGAGGCGGAGGUCGGCGAGAAGAAGGACAGAGUGACCGACGCCCUUAACGCGACCAAGGCGGCCGUAGAGGAAGGAAUAGUGCCAGGUUAUCUCCCUCAUCAUCCUCUCAGAAACCCUAGAAAUGAUCCAGCAUUCGCUUGAACCAGAAUCUGUGCUCGCUGCAGGUGGGGGCGUCGCCCUCCUCUACGCGUCAAAAGAACUGGACAAGCAGCCAACCGCCAACUUUGACCAGAAAAUCGGGGUCCAAAUCAUCCAGAACGCCCUCAAGGUACUACCUGCCUUCUUGGUGGGCCAAACUAUGGUCGUCAUCACAUCCUCCUCCUAUUGAUUGAGCUUCUGCAAUGAAAAUACUCCCUUCCAGAUGCCGGUCUACACGAUAGCCUCCAAUGCUGGAGUCGAAGGCGCAGUGGUUGUGGGCAAGCUGCUGGAGCAGGAUAAUCCCGAUCUCGGCUACGACGCAGCCAAAGGUAAUACUAGAACUCGUCUCAGUUCUAGAGAUAGAGAUAGAUAGAGAGAGAGAGAGAGAGAGAGAGAGAGAGAGAGAGAGAGAGAGAGAGAGAGAUUAAUGAUGUGAUGUGGUUAAUUAUGUGAUCAACCGAUGUGUUGGCAGGGGAGUACGUGGAUAUGAUCAAGGCCGGGAUUAUCGACCCCUUGAAGGUGAUCAGGACCGCCCUCGUCGAUGCUGCGAGGUAAAAGUUAACAGCUGCUAAUGGUGUUGGCCUUCCGGUCCUCUGAUUCCUCGAUGGUGCCACCUCACUGAUGCUUUUGUCAACGUGUGGCAGCGUCUCGUCUCUGAUGACGACGACCGAGGCUGUGGUCGUUGAGUUCCCCAAAGAGGAGAAGGACGCCCCGGCCAUGGGCGGCGGGAUGGGCGGAAUGGACUACUAA
This is a messenger RNA of Spirodela intermedia, 4343 nucleotides long. The record is from the annotation of a GenBank genome assembly. NCBI's taxonomy places the organism in Eukaryota, Viridiplantae, Streptophyta, Magnoliopsida, Alismatales, Araceae.